AUGUUCAAGAAUUACCACAUUGAUGGGAACAAAGAAAUGAUUGCCAUUGGGAUGAUGAACAUUGCUGGUUCUUGCACUUCUUGCCACCUCACCACAGGAUGCAAGAUGGCAAUGUCAAACGUUGUCAUGGCAAUUGCGGUUAUGUUCACAUUGUUGUUCCUCACUCCUCUGUUCCAUUACACUCCCCUGGUUGUUCUGUCUGCUAUUAUAAUAGCUGCCAUGCUUGGCCUCAUAGACUAUGAAGCCGCAAUUCUCCUCUCGAAGGUUGACACGUUUGACUUUGUUCUGCAUGAGUGCCUGUAUCGGUGUCGUUUUUGGCAGCGUUGA
This is a messenger RNA of Prunus armeniaca (apricot), 327 nucleotides long. The record is from the annotation of a GenBank genome assembly. Lineage: Eukaryota; Viridiplantae; Streptophyta; Magnoliopsida; Rosales; Rosaceae.